Engraulis encrasicolus (European anchovy) is the source of this 5690-nucleotide messenger RNA. RefSeq names its product potassium sodium-activated channel subfamily T member 1b (gene kcnt1b). The transcript is spliced from 31 exons. Gene Ontology annotation, cellular component: plasma membrane. Gene Ontology annotation, biological process: potassium ion transmembrane transport. The coding region runs from base 1 to 3600 and encodes 1199 amino acids. Lineage: Eukaryota; Metazoa; Chordata; Actinopteri; Clupeiformes; Engraulidae. Gene Ontology annotation, molecular function: outward rectifier potassium channel activity; intracellular sodium-activated potassium channel activity. The record is from RefSeq and is a predicted model, not a curated record.
AUGGCCGGUGCCAAGCUCACAGAGUCGCCCUCGGAAAUCGACACAGACGUCCGGACAGACACCCAGAAAGCGUUGGAUCAAACAUGGAUCCAUCCCGCGAUGCCUCUUCGAACCAUGGGCUCGCUGGGGAGCGAUGCUGGCCAAAGGGUACAAGUGGAGUUUUAUGUAAAUGAAAACACCUUCAAGGAACGACUGAAGCUAUUUUUCAUCAAAAACCAAAGGUCAAGCCUCAGAAUUCGCCUCCUGAACCUGUCCUUGAAGCUGCUGACAUGCCUUCUCUACAUAGUCAGAGUGUCUCUGGACGACCCCACCAUCAUGCACGCAAGAAACGGCACAUACGUGGUCAACACAACCACUAAUCCUUCAUCAACAGAUAUCAACUGGGAAUUGAUCAUCUGGGUACACAGAAAAACACCUGUGUGGGCGAUCCAGGUGUCAGUGGCCUUAAUUAGUUUUCUAGAGGCGAUGCUCCUCACAUAUCUGAGCUACAAGGGAAACAUCUGGGAGCAGAUCUUCCAGAUUUCCUUCAUCCUGGAGAUGAUCAACACAGUGCCAUUUAUAAUCACUAUCUUUUGGCCGCCGUUGAAACACAUAUUUGUCCCCGUGUUCCUCAACUGCUGGCUGGCCAAGUCUGCUUUGGAGAACAUGAUCAACGAUCUCCACCGUGCCAUACAGAGGACCCACUCGGCCAUGUUCAACCAAGUCCUCAUCCUCAUCUGCACACUGCUGUGUCUGGUCUUCACCGGUGCCUGUGGCAUCCAGCACCUGGAGAGAGCGGGGAAGAACCUGUCCCUGUUCGACUCGGUCUACUUCUGCAUCGUCACCUUCUCCACGGUGGGCUUCGGAGACGUCACCCCGCGCAUCUGGCCCUCGCAGCUGCUGGUGGUCAUCAUGAUCUGUGUGGCGCUGGUGGUGCUGCCCUUGCAGUUUGAAGAGCUAGCAUACCUGUGGAUGGAGCGUCAGAAGUCUGGCGGGAACUACAGCAGGCACCGGGCGCAGACGGAGAAGCAUGUGGUGCUGUGUGUCAGCUCCCUCAAGAUAGACCUGCUCAUGGACUUCCUCAACGAGUUCUACGCACAUCCCAGAUUACAGGAUUACUAUGUGGUGAUCCUGUGCCCUACGGAGAUGGACAUCCAGGUGCGCCGGGUGCUGCAGAUCCCUCUCUGGUCCCAGAGGGUCAUCUACCUGCAGGGCUCCGCGCUCAAGGACCAGGACCUCAUGAGAGCCAAGAUGGAUGAUGCAGAGUCCUGUUUCAUUCUAAGCAGCAGGAAUGAAGAGGAUCGCACAUCAGCAGACCACCAGACUAUCCUGAGGGCUUGGGCUGUGAAGGAUUUCGCUCCCAACUGUCCACUGUUCGUCCAGAUCCUCAAACCAGAAAACAAGUUCCAUGUCAAAUUUGCUGAUCACGUGGUGUGUGAGGAGGAGUUUAGGUACGCCAUGCUGGCCCUCAACUGUGUGUGUCCAGCCACGUCCACCCUGGUGACUCUCCUGGUUCACACGUCACGUGGACAGGAGGGUAUGCUCUCUCCAGAGGCCUGGCAGCGGACCUACGGCCGUUGCUCGGGUAACGAGGUCUACCAUAUCCGCCUGUGCGAUAGCAAGUUCUUCGGGGAGUACGACGGCAAGAGUUUCACCUACGCCUCCUUUCAUGCCCACAAGAAGUAUGGUGUGUGCCUGAUUGGCGUGAAGCGAGAGGAGAAUAAGAGCAUCCUGUUGAACCCGGGCCCACGACACAUCAUGGCAGCCACAGACACCUGUUACUACAUCAACAUCACCAAGGAGGAGAACUCUGCGUUCAUCUUUAAGGAGGAGGAGAAGAACAACAGGGGCCUGGCCACCGGGAGCCUGUACGACGCCCCGUCACGCCUGCCUGUACAGAGCAUCAUCGCCAGCAUGGGCACGGUCGCCAUAGACCUGCAGAACCCCGUGGCCCCAGAGGACCCCAACAAGCUGGGGGUGCCGACGGAGAACGGGGCGGGCAGCAGGCGGCCCAGCAUCGCGCCCGUGCUGGAGCUGGCCGACUCCAGUGCCAUCCUGCCCUGCGAACUCCUCAACGACCCCCUGGAGGACGAGACGCCACAGUCGGACUCAGAGGAGGGCACACCUGCCGGGCCAGAGUACGUAAAGGGGUACCCGCCCAAUUCGCCGUAUAUUGGGAGCUCACCAACCCUCUGCCAUCUCCUCCACCAGAAGGCCCCAUUCUGUUGUCUGCGACUGGACAAGGGCUGCAAACAUAACAGCUUUGAGGACGCCAAAGCGUACGGCUUCAAGAAUAAGCUCAUCAUCGUGUCCGCCGAGACGGCGGGAAACGGCUUGUACAACUUCAUCGUGCCGCUGAGGGCUUACUACCGGCCCAAGAAGGAGCUCAACCCCAUUGUGCUGCUCCUGGAUAAUCCGCCUGAUAAUCACUUCCUGGAAGCCAUAUGCUGUUUCCCCAUGGUCUACUUCAUGGCCGGCAAUAUUGACAACCUGGAUAACCUGCUGCAGUGUGGGAUCAUCUACGCGGAUAACCUGGUGGUGGUGGACAAGGAGAGCACCAUGAGUGCAGAGGAGGACUACAUGGCAGACGCCAAGACCAUCGUCAACGUACAGACCAUGUUCAGGUUGUUCCCCAGUCUCAGUAUCAUCACUGAGCUGACCCACCCCUCCAACAUGCGCUUCAUGCAGUUCAGGGCCAAAGACUGUUACUCGCUCGCCCUCUCCAAGCUCGAGAAGAUAGAGCGUGAUAAAGGCUCCAACCUGGCCUUCAUGUUCCGCCUGCCCUUUGCAGCAGGAAGAGUCUUCAGUAUCAGCAUGCUGGAUACACUCCUAUACCAGUCGUUCGUGAAAGACUACAUGAUCACCAUCGCCCGGCUGCUCCUGGGGCUGGACACUACGCCGGGCUCAGGAUACCUCUGUGUGAUGAAGGUGACAGAGGAAGACCUUUGGAUCCGGACGUACGGCAGAUUGUUCCAGAAGCUUUGCUCAUCGAGCGCCGAGAUCCCCAUUGGGAUUUACCGCACCGAGUGUCACAUGUUCACCUCCUCCGAGUCCCAGGUGUCGAUGACACUGGAGGAGGGCGAGGACCCCCGCGACCGGCGCGAGUCGUGGAAGGACAAGCCGUCGCACCGCUACUCCACGGGCAGUGACCAGUCGGAGCACCCGCUGCUGCGCAAGAAGAGCAUGCAGUGGGCGCGCAGGCUGAGCCGCAAGAGCUCCAAGCCGGCCAGCCGCGCCGAGCGCAUCAGCCAGCAGCGCCUCAACCUGUACCGGCGCUCCGAGAGGCAGGAGCUGUCCGAGCUCGUCAAGAACCGCAUGAAGCACCUCGGACUGCCCACCGUCGGAUACGAGGACGUAGCUAAUUUAACUGCAAGCGAUGUGAUGAAUCGUGUAAAUCUAGGAUACUUGCAAGACGAGAUGAACGAUCAGCAGAACACUCUCUCCUACGUGCUGAUCAACCCUCCACCAGACACCAUACUGGAGCUGAAUGACAUUGUUUACAUCAUACGCUCUGACCCGUUGGCACACAUGCCUGAUGAGCAGCAGAUGCCAGGCGGGCAGCCGGGCGCCAAGAAGAGGCAGGAGUUCAGCCCCGACACGCGAGACGAGACCGACCUGUGAGAGAGAGAGAGACGCCAUCGCUGGCCGCCUUCGCUGCUGAUGCUGAUGGUGUUUGUGGUGAUGGUGAUGGUGACGUUGGCGUUGUUGAUGAUGGUGAUGGUGAUGGUGGUGGUCACAGUCCUGCCUCUUGUCCUGUCCCUCCACACCCCACUUAGGUCUGUGUCUCCACAGUCCGCCACCACAGAGCCUUGUCCAACCCCCAUUCAGCCGCUCUCUCCGCAGUCAGUCAUGCACGCCAUACCUCCAUUCUUGAUCACCUUCAGUGAGUUACUUCACAGCGAGCGAACACAGUCUGCUACUCCGCCUCCUCACUACUGCCCUCCCAUUCAACUGGCCAUGAGAGGUAAACAUUCAUAAUCCACAACACGAGAUCCACCUGCUCCCCCUAGUGGCUGAAUCAGAGACUACAUGUGCACUGCUAAUGGAGAAUACAGUAAGAGGAGAGGACAGGUGUUCCUUCAGUGUUGGUCAGAAACCCCAUACAAAUCCUCACAUUACUGUGGGUACACACUGAAAGCAAGUAGACAGGAAGUCAUUAUUUAUCUCAACAGAACAAAGUGAAAUCCAAAUUAAGCAAGUGUGUUAAGUACAGCAAGUGUGUACAUACAGUCAUCCAUUUCCCUCAGAAAAUACAAAACCACAUAGGCAUCAAACCAUAUUCCCUUCGCAACCACAGUUACACAACAGAGAUCACAUUCUAUAGUAUUCAUACUCAACUACACACUUCUGUCACCGCACGCACGCACGCACGCACGCACGCACACACACAUAGGCCCUAACAGACCUCUGGCAGUUACUGUUCAAAAUGAUGAAAAAAAAACACUUUCUACUAGCUUCAUAAACCCCUUUAAGGAAUCCUUUACAGGAUCGAAUUUACAUGAGAAGGGCUCUAGAGAGACUGCAGUAAAAGAAGCCAGUGGAUUGGAAGAAAGUGAAGGCCUCACUAUUGUGAUUUCAGACACUUAAUGGAAAAGUGAGGAUCCAAUUACAGAAAUGUAGAAAAUUGCAGACAAUGAAGGAAAUCCAAUUAAAUGAAAUCCAAGGAAAUGAAAAUUAGCUUCUCUCUAUACAAUUUCACAGAUUUCCGUACCGUCCAUUUUGUAAAGCACAAAUCUUGAAAAAAGAUGUCCUUCCUGUACUUUGCUAACUCUGAAAUCAUGUAGAAAAAAAACACCUGUAGUACAGUUUAAAUGUCCAAAAUUUCGUACCAUUUAUAAAUUAAAUUUGUUAUUUAUUGCCACUGGCUGUUAUGAAGAGAGACUCCUGAAAGUAAGCAAACUGAUCUCUUUGCUCAUUGCUGGUCAUAACCUAAAGAGCUGCUACAUUGACUAUCCAGCCAGCUAUUCUUAUGCAUGUCGGUCAGAUACAUUUAUUUAGUCUACAAAAUAGUCGUUAUUCUGGGGGGAAAAAGUCUACACUUUUUCGUGUUGAUGCCCAACCCUAUCGAAGAGAAAAAGAUGCUGAUAGAUUCCCAGCAGCAGAAGAAAAACCCUGCCAGUGGUAACACGGUCACCACCAACGUGGCAAAGCUGAAAGCUGCAGAAAAAAACCCUGGCAGUUGUACUGUAUUUUAACACAGUCUCCGAUAUGGCAGCCGGCAUUGGUUUAGCUGUUCAGAAGAACCCUGGCAGUUGCAACACGGUCCCCAGUCUCCAGUCUCCAAUAUGGCAGCACUGGCUGGGUGGUGUAGAAGUCCUCUCAGACCAUGCAUGCCCAGUGAUCCACACAGCCUGUGCACGGCCCGCGCCUCAUUACCCGCUCCCCACAGAGACACACUGGGCUGCCCAUUGGCUACGAAGUGGGCCCCAGUGGAGAGAUGGAGGGAGGGGUGAGGCGGGGGUGGAGAUGCGGAGAGAGAGAUGGAGAGGCAGAGAGAACGAGAGAUGAGAGGUGGAGAGAGAUAAAUAGAUGGAAAGAGCAGCAGAUAGAUUAAUAGAGAGAGUGAGGGGGAAAGAGGUAGAUGAAGAAAGAUGGAGAGAGAGAAAUGGAGAGCUAAUGAGAGAAAGAGGGAUAGAAAGACAGAUGGAAAGACAGACAGAGACAGACUGAAACCGAGAGUGAUGGCUAGAGAAUCACCUCCUCAAUUCCUA